This is a messenger RNA of Myripristis murdjan (pinecone soldierfish), 3753 nucleotides long. RefSeq names its product E3 ubiquitin/ISG15 ligase TRIM25-like. The record is from RefSeq and is a predicted model, not a curated record. Bases 134 to 3190 code for a protein of 1018 amino acids. Gene Ontology annotation, molecular function: protein binding; zinc ion binding. Lineage: Eukaryota; Metazoa; Chordata; Actinopteri; Holocentriformes; Holocentridae. The transcript has 3 exons.
GAGAAGUGACUGGACCGGUGUAAUAUUCACUCAGGAGGAAACUGACGGAUUGCUAUAAACUGGACUUGGAAGUAACACGCAUACAAACAGAGAAAGUGAAACUGUCAGACGUUCACUGUCACUGACAAGUGAAAUGGCGCAGAGAGGAAUUCAGCUGGACUCGGCAAAAUUCUGCUGUUCGAUCUGUGUGGAUCUACUGAAGGAUCCGGUGACUAUUCCCUGUGGACACAGCUACUGCAUGAGCUGUCUUAAAAGAUACUGGGAUAGAGAGGAGCAGAGGGAAAUCCCCAGCUGCCCCCAGUGCAGACAAACCUUCACACCAAGACCUGUCCUGGGGAAAAACACCAUGUUAGCAGAAAUAGUGGAGGAAAUGAAGAAGACGGGACUCCAAGCUGCUCCUCCUGAUCUCUGCUAUGCUGGACCUGGAGAUGUGGCCUGUGAUGUCUGCACUGGGAGAAAGCGGAAAGCCCUCAAGUCCUGUCUGGUGUGUCCGGCCUCUUACUGUGAGCAGCACCUCCAGCCUCACUACGAUGCACCUCCAUUAAAGAAACACAAGCUGGUGGAAGCCACUGUGCAGCUUCAGGAGAACAUCUGCUCUCGUCACAAUGAGGUAAUGAAGAUUUUCUGCCGCACUGAUCAGCAGUGUAUCUGUUAUCUCUGCUCCAUGGAUGAACAUAAAGGCCACCACACAGUCUCAGCUGCAGCAGAAAGGACCGAGAGGCAGAAAGAGCUCGGGCUGAGUCGGCAAAAAAUCCAGCAGAGAAUCCAGGUCACAGAGAAAGACGUGAAGGUGCUUCAGCAGGAGGUGGAGGCCAUCAAACGCUGUUCUGAUGAAGCAGUGGAGAACUGUGAGAAGACCUCCACUGAGCUGAUGAGUUUGAUUAAGAAAAGAUGGUCUGAUCUGAUACAGGAGAUCAGAUCCCAGCAGAAAGAGGUAGCGAGUCGGGCUGAAGAACUUCAAGAGAAGCUGAAGCAGGAGAUCGUUGAGCUGAGGAGGAAAGACGCUGAGCUGAAGCAGCUCUCACAUACAGAGGAUCACAUCCAUUUUCUACACAACUACCCCUCGCUGUCACUACAGGACCUUCUUAGUGAGGAAUGGUCCAAGAUCUCACUUCCAGUAACUGGAGUGGAUGUUCCACUGCCACAACCAGAGCCCAAGACCAGAGCUGAAUUCUUACAAUAUUCAUGUCAAAUCACACUGGAUCCAAACACAGCACACACACGGCUGUUAUUAUCUGAGGGGAACAGAAAAGUGACGCAAAAAAGAAAAGAUCAGUCAUAUCCUCGUCACCCAGACAGAUUCACUGAAAGGCAUCAGGUCCUGAGUAGAGAGAGUCUGACUGGACGUUGUUACUGGGAGGUGGAGUGGUUCCGGUCAGGUGUUUCAAUAGCAGUCGCAUACAAGGAUAUUAGCAGAACAGGUGAUGAGAGCCAAUUUGGAUCUAAUGACAAGUCUUGGACAUUAGAUUCUUUAGUCAAUGAGUUCAGACAUAACAGCAUCAAAACUCCCACAUCAGUCCCUGAGUCUUCCAGAGUAGGAGUAGAAAGUGAAACUGUCAGACGGUCACUGUCACUGACAAGUGAAAUGGCGCAGAGAGGAAAUCAGUCGGACUUAGCAAAAUUCUACUGUUCGAGCUGUCUGGAUCUACUGGAGGAUCCAGUGACUAUUCCCUGUGGACACAGCUACUGCAUGAGCUGUAUUGAAAGCUGCUGGGAUGAAGAGGAGCAGAUGGAAAUCCACAGCUGCCCCCAGUGCAGACAAACCGCAGAAAUAGUGGAGGGCAUAGAGAAGAUGGGACUCCAAGAUGCUCCUCCUGUUCUCUGCUAUGCUGGACCUGGAGAUGUGGCCUGUGAUGUCUGCACUGGGAGAAAGCUGAAAGCCCUCCAGUCCUGUCUGGUGUGUCUGAAAUCUUACUGUGGGAAGCACCUCCAUCCUCACUACGAUGCAGCUCCAUUAACGAAACACAAGCUGGUGGAAGCUACUGUGCAGCUUCAGAAGAACAUCUGCUCUGAUCACCAUAAGGUGAUGAAGAUUUUCUGCCGCACUGAUCAGCAGUGUAUCUGUAAUCUCUGCUCCAUGGAUGAACAUAAAGGCCACCACACAGUCUCAGCUGCAGCAGAAAGGAAAGAGAGGCAGAAAGAGCUCGGGCUGAGUCGGCAAAAAAUCCAGCAGAGAAUCCAGGACACAGAGAAAGACGUGAAGGUGCUUCAGCAGGAGGUGGAGGCCAUCAAUCGCUCUGCUGAAAAAGCAGUGGAGGACAGUGAGAAGAUCUUCACUGAGCUGAGGUCUGAUGUGAGGCAGCAGAUCAGAUCCCAGCAGAAAGAGGAAGCGAGUCGGGCUGAAGAAGUUCAGGAGAAGCUGAAGCAGGAGAUCGCUGAGCUGAGGAGGAAAGAUGCUGAGCUGGAGCAGCUCUCACACACAGAGGAUCACAUCCAUUUUCUACACAAUUACCCCUCGCUGUCACGUCUCAGUGAAUCUACACACUCACCCAGCAACAAUAUCCGUCCUCUGAGCUACUUUGAGGAUGUGACUGCAGCUGUGUCAGAGCUGAGAGAGAAACUACAGGACCUUCCUACUGAGGAAUGGUCCAAGACCUCACUGACAGGGACUGGAGUGGAUGUUCUACUGCCACAACCAGAGCCCAAGACCAGAGCUGAAUUCUUACAAUAUUCAUGUCAAAUCACACUGGAUCCAAACACAGCACACACACGGCUGUCAUUAUCUGAGGGGAACAGAAAAGUGACAGAAAUGGAAAAAGAUCAGUCAUAUCCUCGUCACCCAGACAGAUUCACUGAAAGGUCUCAGGUUCUGAGUAGAGAGAGUCUGACUGGACGUCAUUACUGGGAGGUGGAGAGGAGGGGGUCAGGUGUUUCAAUAGCAGUCACAUACAAGAAUAUUAGCAGAACAGGGAAUGAGAGUCAGUUUGGAUUCAAUGCCAAGUCUUGGACAUUAUAUUGUUCUAACAAUCAGUUCAGACAUUACAGCACCCCAAUUCCCACAUUAGUCCCUGUGUCCUCCAGAGUAGGAGUGUACCUGGAUCACAGAGCAGGUAUUCUGUCCUUCUACAACGUCUCUGAAACCAUGACUCUCCUCUACAGAGUCCAGACCAUAUUCACUCAGCCUCUCCAUGCUGGAAUUCUGGUUUAUUUGUUAAGUGGAGACUCGGCUGAGUUUUGCCAGCUCAAGUAGACAAGAGUUAUUAAAGCAAUAAAAUGUAAGUUUCUGUUUUGAAAAAAUAUUUUUCCCUGAGUCGUUGCAGCUUCAUGUCACUGAGGUGUUUCUGCUCUUCCACAUGUCAAUCAAACAGUGUGGGCGGGACUGUAACCUCUUCCUCCCUGCAUGUUCCUUGCUGACCCUCUUUGUCUGUUCCAUCAUGGCGGCUAUCGCUGCUCAUCCUAACCACCCACAUCAUCUCCUGUUUCUUCCUGACAAACAGGAAACAGAAAACCCAGGAGAGGAUUUUUCCCAGCAAAGAGCAGCCAGACGCUGAGAGUUCAGAGGACAUUUAUUCAUAUGAAAACAUCAACUGUUGUUUACACACUUCUAAUAUCUGUUGCAUAAUUGCGUUGUUCCUGUUAAAUUUUCUACUUUUCUGUUCCUUAAUGGACUCAGCACCAGAGGUUUCCCUUUAUUAUAGCUGAGUAGUUCAUAUUUUGUGUUUUGUUCUGCUGGCACUUUUUACAUUUUAAUGUUUCAUUUCCAAUUUAGUAAAUGUUGUUGAUAUUACAUCUGAGUGGAAGAAUGAAAAUGUU